Molecule: messenger RNA, 4655 nt
Organism: Asparagus officinalis (garden asparagus)
Lineage: Eukaryota; Viridiplantae; Streptophyta; Magnoliopsida; Asparagales; Asparagaceae
Product: auxin efflux carrier component 2-like
Exons: 6
Coding region: 2429-4297 (622 amino acids)
Biological process (GO): auxin polar transport; auxin export across the plasma membrane
Cellular component (GO): endoplasmic reticulum; plasma membrane
Molecular function (GO): auxin efflux transmembrane transporter activity
Source: RefSeq, a predicted model, not a curated record
GAUUGGUAGUCAAAGGAUUUCAGCAAAAAGAAGGAGUUGACUACACAAAAAUCUUAUCUCAUGUAGUCAAAUUGAUUACUGUUAGAUCGGUUCUGAGUAUUGUUACAGUUAAAGAUAUACAUCUUGAGCAAUUAGAUGUGAAGACAGCUUUCCACCAUGGUGACCUAGAGGAAGAAAUAUACAUGAGGGUUCACUCAGAAAGGCAAAGAAAAGAUGAUAUGCGGAUUGAAAAUGAGCUUGUAUGGUCUGAAACAAUCUCCAAGGUAAUGGUACAAAAAAUUCGAUGGAUUCAUGCACAUGAACGGAUACUCCAGGUGCAAUGCUGAUCAUUGUUGUUUCUUCAAGAAGUUUGACACUGAUUAUAUUAUUUUGCUACUAUACGUCGACGACAUGCUAGUAGUCGGUUCAGACAUGGGUGAGAUCAAGAAGCUGAAGAAGCAGUUGUCGAGUGAGUUCGACAUGAAGGACUUAGGCGCAGCGAAGCAGACAUUGGGGAUGAAGAUUAGCAGAGACAAGUUUUUGGGCACAUUGCGGUUAUCUCAGGCCGAUUACAUUAGACGGGUGCUUGAGAGGUUUGGAAUGAGUGGUGCUAAGACCGUUAGUACACCUUUAGCUAGUCAUUUUAGGUUGACUAAAGAGCAGUGUCCAGUGACUGAUGAGGAGAAAAAUUACAUGAUGAAAGUUCAUUAUGCUUCAGCCAUUGGAAACCUUAUGUACGUCAUGGUAUGCACGAGAUCUGACAUUGUCAUUACAGUGGGAGCUGUGAGUAGAUUCAUGUCAGAUUCAGGAGAGCAACACUGAGAAGCAGUAAAGUGGAUUCUAAGGUAUCUACGAGGUACAAUAGAAAAUUAUUUAUGCUUCAAGAGAGGCAAGUUGGUUCUUCAGGGAUUUGUUGAUGCAGACUAUGCUGGUGAGAUAGAUCAGAGGAGGAGCACUACGAGGUAUGUGUUCACAUUAGGUACUACUGUCAUCAGUUGGGUCUCUCAGUUGCAGAAGAUCGUUGCUCUGUCGACUACAGAGACAGAAUAUGUUGCUGUGACAGAGGCUAGCAAAGAGAUGAUAUGGUUGUAAGGAUUCUUGGAGGAGUUGGGACUGAAAAGUGAGAAGAAUAUCUUACACUGUGAUAGCCAGAGCGCCAUCCAUUUGGCAAAGAAUCCAGCCUUUCAUGUCAAGACCAAACAUAUACAGGUUUGUUAUCACAUCAUAAGAUCAGCAUUGGAUGAUGACAUGUUGGAACUUAUGAAGAUUCAAGGAAGCAAGAACCUGGCUGAUAUGCUUACGAAGACUGUCACUACGAAGAAACUAAAGUUAUGUUCAACUUUAGUUGACCUCAUUACUUGAUGAUAUAGGAGGCCUUCGCCGCAGGAAAAAAUGGUAAAGAUUGAAAGUUAGUCUCCAAGUGAGAGAUUGUUAGGUUAUGUGGAGUCUAACUAUCCGACUUGCCCUAUUUGCUUAAUUGAAGAGGAAACAGGAAAUUGAAGAGGAACAGCAACAUUAUAGGAAAAAAUGAUGAAUAACAGGUUUUGGACGAAGGAAACACUUUAGAGGCUUUACGGUCGACCGCGAGACAAGAUGCGGUCGACCGCUAACAUGCACAAGACAGGGUGGUCUCUGGAUUUUUGACGGUCGACCGUGGCAACAUGUCCGAUCGAUUGCAGACCCUGUAAUCGAUUUACGUAGUUUCUGUCGUUCUGUCCGGUCGACCACGACGUCAGGUGCGGUCGAUCGCGAGUUGGGUUUUGGGCCUGGGCUCUUUUUUUCUGAACUGUUUGAGAUUCCUAUUUGUAUUAACCCUUACGUUAUUAAAAAGGUGAUUAGGACAAUUUGUAAACUGACGAAAAAUAGUGGAAUUUUCUCCUGCGGCGGCUAUGGACGUAACUUCUCUCAUCGAAAAGUGAACCAUGUAAAUUCUGUAUGUUCUGUGAUUUGUUUCUCCCUCUCUUCUUUCUCUCAUCUUUAUUUCCAAAUCGCAACAAGGGCUUGAAAAACCCUAACAGAAUGAAACAAAGAAUGCUAAACCACCUUUUCGCUUAUCCACACUCAUAUACGUACACAUAAAAAAUCUUAUCCAAUAAAUUCAAACUAAGUGAAUCCUGGUAAGAUUCUCUUGCUCUGAACCCCCAACUGUAAUAACUCAGCAGAUCUUAUAAAUCUUUCCACAUUUCUUCUUCGAAAACAUUUUUUCCUUGGUUCUUCGUGUGGCCUUUCUCAUAACAAGGGAGUUUGUACUCAAAAUAUCUACCAAUUUUGUACUCUCUUACUAAGAAAAACUCCAACCAAAUUAUAAGAAGCUAGUCUGAAAAAAUUCCCCUGCCAUUCAUUCUAUGAAUUCCUACUCAACUCUACCCAUACGUGUCAUAGAGUUUCCUACAAAAAUAUAAAACCAAAGAGAAGAAUACCUUUAGUCCUCUCUUUGAGUAUAGCCAUUAUGUUAACUGGAAGGGAUUUCUAUGAGGUGCUCUCAGCUCUUGUGCCCUUGUAUGUUGCUAUGAUUCUAGCCUAUGGCUCUGUUCGAUGGUGGAAGAUCUUCACCCCUGAUCAGUGUGCUGGAAUCAAUCGCUUUGUUGCGGUCUUUGCUAUUCCUCUUCUCUCUUUCCACUUUAUCUCCGCUAAUAACCCUUAUGCCAUGAACUUUCGCUUCAUUGCUGCUGAUGCUCUUCAAAAGGUGGUCAUCCUUGUCAUCCUCUUAUUAUGGAACUUCACCAAGUUUGGGAAUCUUGAUUGGUUAAUUACCUUUUUCUCCCUUUCCACUCUUCCAAACACCCUUGUGAUUGGGAUCCCGCUUCUAACUGCAAUGUAUGGUGAUUUCUCGGCCAGUCUCAUGGUACAAAUUGUUGUUCUACAGAGUGUCAUAUGGUACACUAUACUGUUAUUUCUCUUUGAAUAUCGAGGGGCAAGGGCUCUAAUAUCUGAGCAAUUCCCACCUGAUGUUGUUAAAUCCAUUGCUUCUGUUGAAGUCGAGUCUGAUGUUGUCUCGCUCAGUAGUAGGGAGCCCUUGCAAGCUGAUAUGGAAACCAUGAAGGAUGGUAAACUGCGGGUUUUGAUUAAGAGAUCAUAUUCAUCAUCAAGAUCUUUGGCAUCUCAUGGUCUUAUUUCUCAGAAUUCAAUUGCGUUGAGGGAUUUUGAUUAUGGCGAAAUGGAAAUCUUCUCGCUUUCAUCUAGAGAAACAAGUCCGAGGGCUUUGAACUUCAAGAAGGCCAGUUUUUAUCCGAUGUCAUCUAGAAAGGUUACUGGCCUGAGGGCGGAAUAUGAUUAUAACUUAAAUGAGAAUAAGGAGAUUAGGUUUGAAAAGCUCAAAGGAGUACGGACUAGGAACCUUGACUCCAUCUCUUCUUAUCCCAUCCCAAAUCCAACUCUAUCUGAGUUAGAUAUGGAUUCGAUAAAUAGAACCGGUGCUAAUGAUGGUCUCCAUAUGUUUGUUUGGAGCACCAGUUCAAGGACAGUACCUGAAGAAGAUCUGAGAGAUGACGUUAGAACUGCUUAUAUCAAUUCUAGUGACGACGAAUUUUCUAAAACUGGUUCUCAUCAGAAGACUGGUGGUUUAAGAGGUAGAUCUGUCUCUGUGUAUGUAUCUCAGUAUCUGUGUAUUCAAGCUAUCUUAUGUACCGAUAUCUCCAGCAAUCAUGCUAAUCCAAAGAGGAAGACAGGAAGAGAUGUGGAGUUGUGUGCAGAAGAUGAACUCAAAAGAAAAAAUUCAAAGCUUCCUGUAACAGAAUCUCGACUUAUAGCUAUAGAUAAAGCUGGAGAAGAUGAGGAAGGAGAGCAAGUAAAUGUCAGCAGCGCAAUGCCACCGGCUACUGUUGUGACUAAGCUUAUAAUUAUCAUGGUCUGGAGGAAGCUUAUCCGAAACCCUAACACUUAUGGAAGCAUAAUUGGCCUUGUAUGGUCCCUCAUAUCAUUCAGGUGGAAUGUUGGGUUGCCUAAGAUUAUAUAUGGCUCCAUAACUAUACUAUCUAAUACAGGCUUAGGGUUGGCUAUGUUCAGCUUAGGCCUCUUCAUGGCUUUGCAACCAAAGAUCGUAACAUGUGGGAAGAAGGUGGCAUUGUUCUCCAUGGCUGUCAAGUUCUUGGUGGGCCCCAUAGUGAUCACGGUGACCUCCGUAGCCAUUGGCCUCCGUGGGGAUCUUUUACGCGUGUCCAUCUUGCAGGCAUCUCUUCCUCAAGGGAUAGUUCCUUUUGUGUUUGCGAAGGAGUAUGCUUGUCAUGCUGGCAUUCUUAGCACCGCGGUUAUCUUUGGAAUGUUCCUUUCCCUGCCUGUAACAAUCAUAUACUAUAUUCUUCUCGGGUUGAAAGUAUGACACAGCAAAAUCCCCGAUGAAUGCAUACAAAUCCUUGAUUUUCUCAGUGUUUUCGAUAACCCUCUCGUUGGAAUUUAAUUAAUAGAAUUUGUAUGAAAUUUUCAUAAAAUUUCCUUGUUCGUGCCAUCCUCUGGAGCCUUUUGUUUCUUGUAGGGACAUUUGAGCUUCCUAUCUUCUCUCUGGAGAGAAUAUGUGCGAGGAUUGCUCUUUCUUCUGGUACUUGUAAUUUUCUUUCUCCUGCCUGAACAUGACAACGGAUGCUCUGGAUAAGCUUGUGAGAUAAGUUCUUAGCAGGUGGAAUUUGUAAGUGAUAUUUCUUGUAAUUUGUUCAUUAAUGAGUGACUUCUUUUUCACUUUU